Molecule: messenger RNA, 2348 nt
Organism: Silurus meridionalis
Lineage: Eukaryota; Metazoa; Chordata; Actinopteri; Siluriformes; Siluridae
Gene: snip1
Product: Smad nuclear interacting protein
Exons: 4
Coding region: 150-1238 (362 amino acids)
Biological process (GO): miRNA processing
Cellular component (GO): nucleus
Molecular function (GO): protein binding; mRNA binding
Source: RefSeq, a predicted model, not a curated record
UGUUGAAGACGUACACAACAAAACCGGAAGUGUUCACUGAAAGUGUUCUUUUAACAUGCUGCAUUUAGAACGUACAUUUUCUGGUAUUAGUAUUACUGUGAGUAUCUGUUAAUAUCGAGGUUGUCGUUCGUAACCAGUCGCUGAUCGUGAUGGAUCACAGGAGAAAAGACAAAAGGUCUCCUGUUCGCGACGGCAAGAUGAAGAUUAAACAGGAAAAAGUGAGUCCCACCAGGCCUCCGAGAUCGCGGCGCUCGAGUUCGGGUUCAGACCGCAGCAGUGCGAGUCCUCCGGCGAGAAGACGGGAGCACAGGGAAAGAGACAGAUCGCCUGGAGAAAGAGACCGCUUACCGGGACGGCACGGGGACAGACCAGCCCGAGACAGCGGGAGGAGUCGGAGUCCACCCCACGGAGCUGAUCAUAGGAUAAAGCGGGAAAAAGAGGACCAUAAUGAAAGAGUAAAUAGGUUUCAUGAGCAGAGAGCAAAACGAGAAGAACAGCGGCAUCACCAACGAGACCGUGAAAGAGGCCAGGAGCGGCACAGAGACCGGUCUCGAGAACGGGAAGCAAAUCUGUACCAGAAGCAGCAAGCAGAAAGGGAGCAACAGAACGAGCGUCGUCGAGAGAACCGUCAGAGGCUGGAGGCAACUGAUGGAGAUGAGACACAAGCCUUUGGCGGUGAAGAGGAAGAGACUGAGGCCCCUGCUGCCGAGAAAGAAAAGCCCAACUUUGAACUGUCAGGUGCUCUGGUGGAAGAUACCAACACGUACAGAGGUGUGGUUAUUAAGUAUAACGAGCCUCCUGAGGCCAGAAUCCCUAAAAGACGAUGGCGAUUGUAUCCCUUCAAAAAUGACGAGCCACUUCCUGUAAUGUACAUCCACAGGCAGAGUGCUUAUCUGCUUGGAAGGCAAAGGAAGAUAGCUGACAUACCUAUUGAUCAUCCCUCCUGUUCCAAACAGCAUGCUGUAUUCCAGUACAGAUUAGUGGAGUUUACACGAGCAGAUGGCACCACAGGCAGGAGAGUGAAGCCCUACAUUAUUGACCUUGGUUCAGGCAACGGUACUUUUCUGAACAACCAGCGUAUAGAAGCACAGCGCUACUAUGAACUCAAAGAGAAGGAUGUGCUGAAAUUCGGCUUCAGCAGCCGCGAGUAUGUGCUCCUGCAUGAGUUUUCCGACACGGCAGAGGUCGAUGCUAAGAGGGAGGAGGAGGAUGACGAGGACGAAGGCGUUGAUGAAUAGUCACUGCUCAGUUUACCAAAGGGCUUGUUUUAAUAGACUUCUACAAAGAGAUCCGACUGUACAGUCUCGAUCGCUUUGAUAGAGCAAAAUGUUGCCUGGUUUUAUGGUUUUGAUGUGACUAUUAUGUCUAAAUGAGGUUUAUCGAGAAAUACACUGAUGGGCUUUGGCCUGCCUGCUUUCUGUAUAAAUCUAUUCUCAGGUGGACAGCAUUAGCAUCAUAUCAGAUGGCAUUGUGUUGUCUGGUACUGCCCAGGGUUGUCCCUUUAUCCCAAGUGCUCAACGCCAGAUCAAAAUCUAUAUUUUUUGGAUAAUUUGUUGUCAAGAGCAUCUAGAUUCUGUAAAUAUCUUGAAUAUCGUCGGUUUAUUUUAGUUUGUAAUUCUUAGUCAUGAGAAAUGUUUUUUCUAGUUUGAAGACUUUUCUUUAGCAUAAUGAUGACAUUAUAUUCAUUAUUGUUCUACUCAUGGUAAUAAUCUUUUUUGAAUUUUUUUUUUAUUGAGUUGCAAAAUAUUCCAUACGUGUUUUGUGUUUUAGAGGCUUUGUAUUGUAAAAUAAAAACUGGAUAUAAUGUUUUUUUUUUUUUCUUUUCUUUAUUUCUAAUUUAAAAAAGCAAAAUGUGCCAACAUUGUCUUACAACCACCAACAGGCACUGAGGGUUGUGCUGAAUUCUCACUGAGAUUUUCCAGGUAUUUAUAUUUCCACUUCUGCAUUAUUCUGAUUUUGUUGGGGUGAACUGAUUGGGGUUGUAUACAUAUUAGUGCAGUGGAUGCACAUAAACUCUACUGUAUGUUAAAAUAUGGUGUAUUAUUAAGACUUUUUACGUUUUUUAAACAUAUUUAGGAAAUCAUUACUAUUGCAUAUAUUCAAUUAUUAGAAUUAUGAAGCAAUACUUAGAUCAGAUACAGAGUUUUUGUAACCCACCUGAACAUACCACUAUAUUGUCACUGAAAUUCAUAGAUCAUGUCAUUGGUGUUAAGUUUUAGGUUCUUGUGAUUUGCCACAUGGGAAGUAUUUUUGUAAGAAUAUUUUGAUGUCCAAAAGUAAUCGACAAAUAAGAUUUCACCAUCGUAUGAUGUUUACGUAUCAAAAUUAUAACUGGCAUAAAAUUCUAA